AUGUUCAUUGAAAAUUUUUCGAAUUGCUAAUAAAGCCAAAGAAAUUGAGUUUGGAAUAAAAAUAAUUCCAUUUUACGCAUUGAAUGAUUAAACUGAGAUUAACUUGAUUAUCUUAUCGAAAACCCAAUGUUCUACAAGUAAUCAACUUCGAUUAGUUGAAAGAGUUGAUAUUUAUUUGUAUUAGUAAUUUAAAUCAUGAAAUUAGCUUACAGUCUUUUUCCUAUGAAUUCACCUUUUUUCUCUUUCUACUUUCUUUUCUUUUUUUCUCGAUUAUUUUGUUAGUGUUCUCGAUAUUUCUCACUACAAAAAAUCUUCAGAAAUAUCGAUUCUCGAUUAUUCUCACGGCAACACUAAUAACCGGUCAUUCGAUUUCUUGCUGUUCUUGUGUUGACUAUACUUUCGUCUUUAAUCUCCAAAUCUUCAAAUCUUUUUAAUUUUUUUCAAGUUGUUCACAAUUAUUCAGAAAAUGUUUACGAUUGAAGACAAACAUGCGGUUCUUUUCUUAGAUGUAUAUACACGCGAUAUUACUGAAGUUGAUUUGGAUUGGCAUUCUUUGUUAACCAGUAUCAAACGGGUGGACCGAGACGAUGUUGAUUGUGAAUGGAACUUAGAAAAACUUUUUCUUUGUUAUAAUGCCUAUUGCCUUGGUCGGGAAGAAACUUUUGAUGACAAUAACAUUGAAAUUGACAAUUUGUUCCGGAGUCGGCGAGAAACAGAUGCAGUUGCAUUUCGAUUUAAAAUGGCUUCUAUUAUGAUUACUAGUGAACAUGCGAGUUUUUUCAAAGAUGAGUACAAGCGACCUCGUAGAAGCACCUCAAUUCACUGGAAACGUUUACGAUCACGGAUUAUUUUUACUGAGGCCGACUUUGGAUAUUUAUGGUCUUAUGAAAAUGUAUUCUUGGCAUACAACGCUUACUGUUUUGCCAUUGAACAAGUUUGCCGAGAGAAAAACAUUCCUAUUAAUCAGUUUUGGGCUGAACGUCGUGUGCUAGACAUAGAUUAUUUCCAAUUCAUAUUUGAGAAUCCAGCUCGUUGGAGUUCCGAGAAUGAUGGGAAUCGCAAUCAUUCUGACGAUUAAAUUGUAUCAACUUUUAGACUCCAACGGAAAUGCAUCCGAUUCGAUAAAAAUAUGACCUUAAAUCCAACCAGUUCUAAAAUGAUCGAUCCAGAGGACAAGCAGUUUUCUGCCGC
Messenger RNA from Panonychus citri (citrus red mite), 1191 nucleotides. RefSeq lists its product as uncharacterized. Bases 467 to 1078 code for a protein of 203 amino acids. The record is from RefSeq and is a predicted model, not a curated record. The transcript has 3 exons. NCBI's taxonomy places the organism in Eukaryota, Metazoa, Arthropoda, Arachnida, Trombidiformes, Tetranychidae.